AUGUCUGCCAACACCGAAACCACCUCCCAGGAUGUUCCCUCGGUUUCUUCUCAAGGAGCCGAGCCAACCUCACAACCCAAGGGUAAAACCGCCGUUGAGCCCACUGCUUUGGAUAUAGUACCGAACAAACCCAACUACAACAAAGAAUUUGAAGUUGAGAAGCCUUCUCCGGUUGCCGAUAGAGGGGUCGGUGUGGCCCCCUCCGUCGAGUCUGUUCCGGAGGAAGAAGCCUCCGUUCCGCCAUUUCCUUCAGCCGGGGAAGGACCUUCAGCUCCGGCUCUGCACACAGGUGGGGAAGAAGUUCUUUACCCGACUCCUCUAAGGUCAAUUGAAUAUGUUGACAUUUCAGGUGAUGCUUCAUCUGAGGAGACUCCCCUGCAAAGGACUAGAAGAGCCGGGCUCGACUCGACUGCUGAGGCCGAACAGAGAGUUGAGCCGGUCCCUGAGACCGAGGCUCCACAGGAUACCGGCUCACUGCCCGCUGGGGACCCAGCUUCAACAUCCGAGGCACCUGCUCCUACCGAGGCUGCUGGUGCUGUUCCGGCUUCCCCAACUCCAGCUUCGAGGUCGGAUAACUUUGAUGAUAUGUUCUCGGAUACUCCUCCUGCAACCGGGGAAGCUGCCGGUUUCGGACAUCUCCCUAUCCCUCGAGUCACGAGGGCAGCUAGUCGGUCCACCGAAACUGGUUCAAGAGAUAGCCUGAGUGUGGUGCUCGUCAAUGAAGCCUUCAUCCGUGCUCAGCAAGAGGUUGACGACCUUAAGGGCCAGCUGGAUGCCCAGGGUCGGGAAACGGAGAAGUUCCAGCAUCUUUUGCAAGUGAAGGAGGAUCAAUUGAACCGGGCAGCUGCCCUUUCCAACCUUCAACCCGAGCUCGAGGCAGCGAAGGCCGAAAAUCUUCGAUUAAAGGAUGAGUUGGCCGGAAUGGUCGAAAAGAACCGGCUCCUGGAAGCGGACAAGGUCGGCCUUAGCCAAGAUAAUGCUCUUUUUUCUUCGAGGCUUGGAGAACUCGAGGCCACUAUCUCUCAACUUCGGAGAGAGCUUGACUCGGUCAAGACUGAUGCCGUGAACAUGGCCGAGAGGCAUCGGCUGCUUGAAUCCGAGAAUGCUGAGUACAAGGACAAGUUGAGGGUAUUUGUGCAGAAAGCCGAGGAUAGAGCCCGGAUAUGCGACGAGCUCAAAACCAAAUUCGAGGAGACAGCCGAGGCCAAUGACCUCCUGAAGGCCGAGCUCGAGUCGGCUACUCAAGUUCAAAGAAUCCUCGAUGUCGAGAGAUCCGAAUUGGUGGACAAAUUGGCCCAGGCUGAGGCCGACUUGGCAGAAGCCCUUAAGAGUGUGGAAGCUGCCGAGGCUCAUACCACGAUUGCGGUGGAGUAUGAGCGGUGGAAGUCCCGGAGGGCCACCCUCGAGCAAGCUCAACAAGGUUUUGGGGACCUCCCGGCCCUGAUACUCGAAGCCAAAAAGAUCGAGGAAGAAGCCAAGAGAGCCCUCGAUACCGAUUCCGAGGAUUCCGAGCGGACAGUAUCCGAGCGUUCCGGUUCCAGCUGCACCGGAUAG
Molecule: messenger RNA, 1554 nt
Organism: Lycium ferocissimum
Lineage: Eukaryota; Viridiplantae; Streptophyta; Magnoliopsida; Solanales; Solanaceae
Exons: 3
Coding region: 1-1554 (517 amino acids)
Source: RefSeq, a predicted model, not a curated record